This is a messenger RNA of Pseudocercospora fijiensis CIRAD86, 888 nucleotides long. RefSeq lists its product as uncharacterized. The transcript is spliced from 2 exons. Bases 1 to 888 code for a protein of 295 amino acids. NCBI's taxonomy places the organism in Eukaryota, Fungi, Ascomycota, Dothideomycetes, Mycosphaerellales, Mycosphaerellaceae. The record is from RefSeq and is a predicted model, not a curated record.
AUGCCUCUACAACCAAGUCAAUAUCAGGCGAUGGCAAUUCCACACGAUCCCCCUGGUGUUAUGGCCAGCAUCUACGUUGAUGGCAGGCCGCUUCAAGAGUACGUGGCUGGCAGUUCUGACACCAAAGGUCUGGCUGAACAAUACGUCGAGGCUCGGGACGGCUUCGAAUUCGAGAUCUGGAUCCGGCUAGCUGGUGAAGUCGAAUUUCGUGGCGAUAUUCUAGGCUUCUGCACCAUUGUUGACGGCAACACGACUGACCAAGCCUUUGUAACAAAAAAGUUUGUGAAAGAUGGCAAACCAUUAAUCCGCCAAGGUUGGGUGUCUUCGAAGGGUAAAGUGAUGAAGUACAGCUUCAAAACACUCGAAACGACUGAAAACGAUGGUUCAGACUACAAGAGGUCACGGGUGGCAGGAUUAGGAUCCAUCGUUAUCGAGGUCCACCAUAUGCGGGGAAGCGGCGUGUCGCAUAGCGUGUCAUACUCUGAGACGGCGACGCUGAAGGAGAAGGAGUGCAGAACCCGAAGAGUGACGUAUGUCGAUCCAGAGAAGGUGCCCGCAGGAACGAUUGUCUUUCAUUACCGCUCGUUGGAAACGCUGCUGUCAAUGGGCGUCAUCCGAAAGCCAACGUCUCGCCAGAACGGGUCGUUGAAUGAUGAUGCGCCACAUGAUAAGCGCUCAACAGCCGGUCGUGACUUGGAAGAUGGCACCAGGACAACAGCGGCUCUGAUACAGAAGAUCAAACCCGAAAAGGAAGCGAACCAGCCACGACGGCGCAAGAGACCGAGCGAUGAGGAAGUCCACAUCGACUUGGACGAUGAUGGAAAUCUUGUCCGCGAGUAUGUGGUGAAGAAGCCAAAGGCGAGUGGAGAGGUCGUAGACUUGACAUGA